This is a messenger RNA of Stylonychia lemnae, 1785 nucleotides long. Lineage: Eukaryota; Ciliophora; Spirotrichea; Sporadotrichida; Oxytrichidae. The record is from the annotation of a GenBank genome assembly.
AUGGUGACGAUUGAGUUGAUUUGUAGUCAUCUUAGUGGUAAGAAGAAGGUGUUUAGAGAUGGCAAGUGUAUAUUCGAUAUUCAAAGAUUCGGCACAUCAUUUUAGUAUCCUUUCUAGAUCAAUAACCAUAUGCUUAACAUCAUUCAACAUGGAGAAAUGUUUGAACUCAGAAUAGACAAUCAAAGCUUCCAACAUCUGUUUAAUCAGGAUAAAACUAGAAAGGCCUUUGUGUUUGAUGGAGAGGAAAACCCAUAAUAAACCAAUAAAUUUGAUAAUUAUGAAUCAAAUUUAGGAAAAGAUCGAAGAGAGGAUGAUUAUAACAUUAGUAGCUAUAAAGCAAAUGAGAAUAAUGAUUAUGGGUAUGGUGGAUAUAAAAAAGGCCACUCUGAUGUUAAUCCUAAUUGGAAUAAUAAUAAUAAUGUUAAUGGUGGAUUUGAUUCUGACAAUAUAAGAAAUAAACCAUAUGACAGCUAUAGUCCAUAAAGAGAAAAUACUAAAUCGAAUAAUUCUUAAAAUGCCAAUAGAAGUAAUGCAGGCAAUAGUAAUAAUGGAGGACUUACAUAUUUCAGCAACUUUGACCAGGGUGUGAAAUUUAAGAAAGCUGAGUAUAUUAGUAAAGCAGAUGGUGGAAAUAAUGGGGAUAACUUACUAGACCUUGGCUUUGGUGGGGGUCCAUCAGGCCAUUCAUAAUAAAUUGGAAAUCAAAAUUUUAAAUCUAAUAACAAUAUUGGGAACAAUAAUUUCUUUGAUUUCGAUUUCAAUGCCACUGCUAAUUAAAAUUCAUCAGCUUAGAAUAAUACUUUUGACUUUGACUUUCCAGGUGGUCAAACUUAAAACACUAACAGCAAUAUUAAUAGUAAAUAAUAGUAAAAUAAACAAGCAGCUGUAUUUGAUUUUAAUAGUUAUAACAGCAUCAAUACAAGUACAUAAGUUAAUCAGUAAUAAUAAAAGCAGCAAUAAACACAGCCCUCAGUGAAUACCCUUGAUGAUUUAUUCUAAUCAUCACAACCUUAACCUUAGAAUUCUCUUGAUGACUUAUUCAAUGCCAGUAGUGUUCCCUAAGUUAAUAAUACAAAUUAAUCACUUAAUUUUGAAGAAUAGAGAAGGAUUUAAGAAUUGAUUUAGACGGGUUACAAUCAAUAGUAGAACUUAGGAGCAAUUAGAUAAAAUCAGUCUUAGUAAUAACAGCAACAAUUUGUACCCAAUCCAAUGGCAAAUAUGGGUUCAAAUUUUAAUAUUUAGUAGCAAUAAUAGUAUCAAUAGUAGCAGCAAAAUUUAGGAGGGUUUUAGUUCAAUAAUUUCUAAUUCAAUAAUGCUAAUAAUUAAUAAAUUGGAAAGGAUAAGGAGAAUCUUGAGUCAAAGCUUGUUAACCUAGAUUGUCUUGGUGGUGGAGUAAGUAGUAAUAAUCAAGGCUUAGGAGGUAAAAGUAAUUAAGAUCCUUUCACAGAUGCAUUCUCCAACAACACUAGAAGUGCAAUCCCAAUGAGCAAUUAGAAAGAUGCCUUCAGCUUUGUUUAAAACUAAAUUACUACUGAUAUAAGCCCAGAUAAUCAUACACAAACCAAGUAAAGAUCUAGUCUACUUGGAAACAAAGGUGUAAUCACCUCAGAUCAAAUGACAGUCAAUUUCUCAUCUACUGCUACUCAAAAUACUAACAUUGGGUUCGCCUAAACAACUUAGAAUAGCAAAAGUAAUAAUGAAAAUGACUUCUUCUUUGGAUUUAAUGCAUAAGCAAAUUAGAACACUCAAAACUAGCAAUAGGAUAAUGACUUUAAAUUCUUCUGA